UAUACAUUCGUCACGUAGGGAAAAAUGACGUCAGACUUGAAUUUAUUGACAAAACAUUGCUGAAAGAGGGACAACGCUCAAAAAUAUCUUUGUGGAGAAUUUUACAUUGAACAAAAAUAUAUAAAAAUAAACAACAUACAAUUAAUCUUUAGAAGCAUCAAAGUGAGAUAAAGUUCUUGCCUUUUUCUUUGCUGGAAUGAAAAGACAACAACCUUAGCUCCAGUGAAACCGUUGGCCUCUUCACAGAGGACGUUAUGACAUCUACGACGUCGACGACUCAAGACUUAGCGGCCAUGUUGGCCAACAUGUCUGCUGCUUCGCUAUUUGUUGGGGAAUUGCUGCCACAUGUCAAUGAGGUAAUACUGUAUAAGAAGUUUGCGCCAAUGGGAACUGUGACGUCCGUGAAGCUGUGCCGUGACUGGGUGACGGGAAAAUCUCUGUGUUAUGCUUAUGUGAAUUUCGAGAAUCCAGCCGAAGCCGAGAAGGCCUACCGUUCUUUGAAUUACGAGCUACUGGAAGGGCAGCCAAUGAGAAUCAUGAAGUCUACCCGAAACCCUUGGCUUCAGAAAGGUGGAGACUGCAGUUGCUAUCACCAUCACUGCUGCAACAACACCAAAGGCUUUGUUGACGCUAAGACAAUUGUGGAGGCUAUUGAAACCUACGGCUUUUCUUUCAAGAACAUUGGUCUUCAGGACACGGGUGAAACCAAGGCGCCAACUGGCUAUAAAUAUUCAAGUGAGUUUUUGAAACGCAUGAACAAUGCCACCAAUCGCUUCACGAAUGUGUUCAUCAAAAACUUUAAAGAUCUUCUGGACGACUUCAAACUUUGGAAGUUGUGUAAACAGUUUGGCGAGGUGACGAGUGCAAAGGUAAUGCUUGAUGAGUAUGGAAUUUCUAAGGGAUUUGGUUUUGCAUGUUUUACUGACUCAGAUGCGGCCCAGCGGGCGGUGAAUAAAUUGAAUGGUCUGGUGUUAGACGGACGUACACUGUACGCAGGGCCAGCGAUGACAAGGACACAGAGACAGAGGGACUUUAACUACAGAUACGAUAAUGAUGAUUAUAAAAAUGAUUGGCGUCACAAUACCAACAAUGCCACUUUCUCCUGCUCGCCUCGUAUUUGUAUACGGAACCUUCGAGACAUUGUAGACGAUAUAAGACUGAGGAAAGAGUUUGAACGGUUUGGUCCAGUAUUACAUGCUGAGCUUUUAAAGACUUAUGACGGAAGAUCAAAGGGAAUUGGUUAUGUUACUUACAAAGAACAGACAGACGCUACGAAAGCUCUGAAUUCGAUGCAUGGAAAGGUCAUCUACGGGACUCGCAUCAGCGUGACAUACUCCCACAACUACCCCAACAUUUCCAGCAACAACGUGGCAGACAACGCGCUGACCUCGGGCAACAGUAGUUUGGGUGGAACAGGUGGUAGCAGCACCGCCAAUCCCGUCACCACUACGAACACCAGCAACGACGGUGACAAUGCCACCAAGAAUUUACUUCAGCUUAAAGACUUGGUCAGCACCUUGGCCAACAAGGGACAUCCGGUAAACAUCAAUGACAUCAGUAACUUCAAUGGCGGAAACAGUGUAAAUCGGAACUCAAGUAAUAACAUUGACAACAUCAACACGAGUAACAACGCCAUCUUGGCAAUGUCCGCCCGUAAAGCAGUGGACCAAGCAGAGGGAACUGAGAACGGCGACGUCGCUAACGGCACCGAGCAGAAAAGGAGUGAACAGGACGCCAGCGACGAUACGACGGGCACGACGGCAACGCUUUCUGUGAAGAACCUGGAUGAGUCGAUCACUGACGAGAAGCUGGAAAGUCUAUUUAGUGUCUAUGGAAAUGUCUUGUCCGCUAAGGUAAUAUCCAACGAGUUUGGAACCUCCAAAGGCUUUGGGUUUGUGAUUAUGUCGGAUGCACAAGACGCUGUAAGGGCCAUCAAGAACUUGGACGGUAGGAUCGUAGUCAACAGGCCCGUAUAUGUGGCUCCAACAGCCCAAGCCAGGGCUCUGACUAAAGCGUAAUGCAGUCGCAAAGAAAUCGAAUUGUAACCUUGGGGCGAAAUGGAUAACACGUGGAGCACCUUAUGGCGCCACAAACUAGAAAGCGCCAAAGAUGCUCUAAUUUUAUUUACUUGGCUCUGCCUGUCUAUAAUAAUUUAGGUCUUUGAAAAAUCCUUGAGCUAUCCAUCACGUCAUUCCUUGUGUUGUCCCAGACAUCAAGUGAGAACAAAACAAGAGAACGUAACCAAGGGAAUGAACCUGGCUCAGUUGUUGAUUCUUCCUAGUUUUGACUUGUGAAAGUAUACAUUUACCCAGAGAACUCUUCAUUCUUUUAGUUCUCUUUCUAUGCAUCGUUUUCCCAUUUCCCAUGUUCAUCCAUCCCGUUUUGUUACUUGAUUUCAAUGACUAUAUUCUCUAUAACUGACAAGUGUCCGUAAGACGUUAGUACUGUGUAGUCGGGGAAGACAUUUUGUUUCUAAUGUAAACUGUGGGGGGGGGGGGGGGAGCUGUAAAACACGGCAGCUCUUGUUAUGUGCUUUGUCCAUUUGUUAUGCAUCCUAAAGUCAACUAGUUGUAGUGUCCGUUUUUUUAAAGAGCCUAUUUUGUGGUUAUGGACAUAUCCUACACGAGAGUCAAUUGUAUUUGUAACAAUAAAGGCGUUGAUUACAUUUUCCUACUGAA
Biomphalaria glabrata is the source of this 2678-nucleotide messenger RNA. Its product is annotated as polyadenylate-binding protein 1-like. Lineage: Eukaryota; Metazoa; Mollusca; Gastropoda; Planorbidae. Bases 255 to 2018 code for a protein of 587 amino acids. Gene Ontology annotation, molecular function: mRNA binding. Gene Ontology annotation, cellular component: cytosol. The record is from RefSeq and is a predicted model, not a curated record. The transcript is spliced from 12 exons.